UUCAAAUGAAAAUAAAAAUUACUUGAUAUCAAAUAAAAGUUUUCGAAUUAGGUAACGCUAAAAUAAAAAAGAUCUUUUACCAAGAUGUCCACCUACAAAAUGGAAACGGCCCCGUUUGAUCCACGUUUUCCCAAUGCGAAUGUGACUCGCUAUUGCUGGCAGUCGUACGUCGAUUUCCAUCGCUGUCAGAAGAAGCGCGGCGAGGAGUUUACGCCUUGUAACUACUUUCAGAGGGUCUACAGAUCGAUGUGUCCCAAUGGCUGGGUGGAGAAAUGGGACGAACAGCGAGCCAGUGGCACAUUUCCGGGACGAAUCUAAAUAACAAUAAGGGGAUGAUAUUCUACACCACCAACACCAACAACAACGGCAGCAAAAAACACUAACGAUCGUUGAGCGUUUCUUCUUCUUUUGCGACACAACAUCAUAUAUGUACAUCUAUUAA
Messenger RNA from Drosophila willistoni, 442 nucleotides. Its product is annotated as cytochrome c oxidase subunit 6B1. The coding region runs from base 85 to 318 and encodes 77 amino acids. Lineage: Eukaryota; Metazoa; Arthropoda; Insecta; Diptera; Drosophilidae. The transcript has 2 exons. Gene Ontology annotation, cellular component: mitochondrion; respiratory chain complex IV. The record is from RefSeq and is a predicted model, not a curated record.